AUGAUCGAGUUUGGAAGUGCCUUGCGGCUCGCCGCUUGUAAGGCAUGGAAAGAAAUGGCGCGAAUGGGAAAUUGUAAAGAUCAGAAGGGUUGGCGUCAAGAUUGCCUUGUUGGUUGGUGGUGGAGUGAAGGGGGCAGGAAGGAGAAUAGCAAGGAACGAAGAAAACUACGAAUUGUCUGCGUGUUGACUAGUCAUAGGUACUUUUCUGUCUUCAUGGGAAGGGGGGAUGACUCUAUGCAGGAAAUAGCAGAUGUUGAGUUUGCUGAAAUGGUGGAAUGGCAGGGUUGUAGCUUGGCUGUAGAAACCACUUCGGUGUUUGGAUGGAAAACGGGCACCAUGGGCGUUAUCGUCUUGGCACGCCAGCCUCAACAAGGUUGUGCGAUAACAUUUGAGGCCUGUUGCCGUGUGUAUUGUCACCACAGCAUGAAAAAGGCCCCCAAUAACAUUGCGCUGUCCAGCGCAUUAUGGCCCCAGUUGAAGCCGAAUGCCGUUGUAUGUACCUGGAUUAUUUGUAAACGCCUUGAAUUGCCAAGGGAUGACGCCAGAGCCAUUUCGUCACGCCUGACGUCGAACUCCCAACUCAGCCAUCCCCUCCUUCCCGCCCAUGCUCAUGUCGAUGACACAUCACAGUCCGUGCAUGGAGAGGGGAUCAGAUGGAAGCCUGAUCUUGCACCACAAUGCUGA
Molecule: messenger RNA, 684 nt
Organism: Ostreobium quekettii
Lineage: Eukaryota; Viridiplantae; Chlorophyta; Ulvophyceae; Bryopsidales; Ostreobiaceae
Source: the annotation of a GenBank genome assembly